UUUUUUUUUUUUUUUUUCCGGUGGUGCUGUCAAUGUUAUCUUGUUUUUAAUUAGAUUUAGAUUCAUAGGAGGUUUUAAAGAAUACCAUGUAACUUUUGCUGAACACCAGUGGCCAUAAAAAUGGUCAAAAAUGGUAAAAUAUAGUGUCAAAGUAGUGCAAGAAAAGAAGAGUCUUCACGUAUUGUCCAUUAUAAAGCAAUUUCUAUCUCAAGUUUGGUAGCAUUAGCCACCACAAGCUAGUGGUCAUACCACCCCAAUUAAUGCAGUUUUGGCAAACUCCUUCAAGUUAAUGAAUUGAGCAGUGGUUCAUUGUAUUGUUUAUGAGUUCAAAAUUUCAUUUGUGAGAGGAAGACCGUGUUAUUACUUCUUUCAAAAGUUGUCUAGUCUUGCUUUAAAUCUGAGUUCAUUUCUCAACAAAUAACCUGAUGGGGCCGUGAGAACAUUACAUUUAAAAUACCUUUUUUAAACCCAGUUAAUUAUCUCUUCUAAAAUGACAGUAAAGAUAGAGAUUUUUAGACUGUGGGAUCCUCCAUUUAAAUAAAAAAAAAUACAUGAACAAAGAAGUGCACGUAUUCAGUUACUUUCCACCCCUGGUUUCAGCCCUGAUAUUGAUUUCCCUGUAACUCAUAGCCUACCACUGCCUCUGUGGUUGAAAACAUUCCCUACCUUAGGUAUAAUAAAGUAUCAUUCGUACCUCAACUGGCCCAUUGUCGUGUCUGUGCCGUGCUUGUGGGACAUACGGUGGGGUUUUCAACGUGCCCGUGUAUCAUUUCCCACCUGUUAGAGAAAGACGAAAGACAUAGGGACUGGCAGCGCUCCCCCACCCACCAGACAAGAAGAGAGUUCCGGGUUCUUUCCAGCCGAGAGCUGCUCGCCACCGCUGCCGCAGCUGCUUUACCGCCGUGUUCAUACGACAGGACCAUGUCUCUCUUACUGGAUAACCAGUUCGGAGAGUUGCCCCCCGACAAGUCCGUGGACACGGAGUUAUUCUUGGAGGCCGUUUCUCAUAUUCCUGCGUUUUUUGACUGCUUGGGAUCAAAAGUAUUUUCAGUCAUCAAAUCCGACAUUAAUGGCAAUAUAAUGAAAAUUAGAGGAGUCUAUGUUAAGGAUCCUGCAAAGUACGUCACUCUGAAGGACAUCCUGGAGGCAGAGCGGGACGCCCAUGGGGCAGAAUGGCCCAAAGUUGGAGCCACAUUAGCUCUGAUGUGGCUGAAAAGGGGUCUCCGUUUCAUACAGAUCCUGCUGCAGAGUUUGGCAGAUGGAGAAAGGGAUGAGAACAACCCCAACCUAAUUCGGGUCAAUGUCACCAAAGCCUAUGAACAGGCGCUGAAGAAAUACCACGGCUGGAUUGUGCAAAAGAUUUUCAAUGCAGCGUUACUUGCAGCUCCCUACAGAUCAAACUUCCUCAAAGCGCUGUCAAAGGGGGAGGAAGUGAAAGAGGAGGAAUGUCUGGCAAAUGUGCGUCAGUUCCUGGUUAAUUACACUACCACUGUAGAUGCCAUCUAUGAAAUGUACAAAAAUCUAAACGCAGAGCUGGACUACACUGUUUGAUGUCCCAGGACAUAACUGGACUGGAGGUGCAGGAGCGUCCUGCAUCACUAUCUCUCUCGUCUGUCAGCCCUCUUUGGUGUCAGACAAGUCCAGUUUUCAAAGGUGUUUUUUAAUAGGAUUCUUUUCAUUUUUCCUUUCAGUUUGGUAUUUAUUACUUUGAUUAUGCCUUACUAAAUAUUAAUAUUGUAUACUUGGUCUUAAAAUUAUGCAAAUGCCUUCAAUUUAAACAAUCAUUCUAGCAGAAGCUUAUGUUUUCUGUUCUUUUAUAUAGUUUCUAGUAACUGCAAGAUGGUGCAGCUCUGACUCUUAAGCAGCAUUAUGUUAUUGUGUGGGUUGCUGCUUUACUUAUGAUAUUACCUGGUGGCUUUCACCUGUUCCAUCAAGACAAGAAUACAAGACUGUGGACGCCGUUAUCAAGGGAAAACAUUUCUGUAAAUACUUCACAUUCAGAUGUUGUCUGCCUGGAGUUACCUCCGCUGUUAACCUCGGCCAACGGCCACAGUAAUAAUUUUGAAAUUUUAACGGUACAUUUCCAACUGUAUAUUAAUUGCUGGAAUCCACCGAGUGCCUUGGUGUGUUACUGAGCAAAUACACAAUGUUUCAAAGUAAACUGAUAAUUAAUAUAUUUUCCAGCAGUUCUGCUCCAGAGAGAGAAUAUUUUUUCUUCUGAGAGCUUUUGCCUGUGUCGAGGUUGUGGUGCGUCUGUUUAGUAGGGAGGCAUGGUGAGCUGUGCUUGUUUUGUUUGUAUUGCUCUGGGGCCCUUUUUGUUCCUAUUCAUGUCUCAAACUCGCCUAACUUCUUUUACACAACCAUUAUGUCAAAAAAUAGUUUUAAUUUCACCAGACAGCAUCUCAUGUGCACAUUUAUUAAUAUAAUAAUCAGAAGCACAUUUUCAGUAUGAAUUCUUAGAGAGUUUGUUUUCUAGAUAAUCAGCUAAGAUCAGAUUUUUUCUUAUCACAAGAUCUUAAUGUUUGACUAAAAAAAAAAUCAAACCACUGAAAUCACACUUGCAUGUUCAGUUCAUGAAUUUUACUCUAGGUGGCAAUAUUGACUUCCUUUUCUUUGUUUCUCUUUUAAUCACAUUUGUGGUGCAGCUACUGCAUGAAACAUUUGAAAAAUAUGUCAUAGAUAAAAAUCAAACUAUUAUGCAAUACAGAUAUAGUUCCAUUCUCAGCCAAAUGAGAUCUUAGAUAACACUUUAAAAACAGUUUUUAAUAAUUCUGCCAGAGCUGCUUUGUGAAAAGCUCGAUAGACCUCAAUUUGCCCUCAGCAAAAAUGUUUCCAAGGCUGACUGCUGACAAAAAUGUUAGUACACUUGAGUUGGAACACUUUUUUUUUUUUUUCAAACAGCAGUAAAUCUGAGAAAAUCCCUUCUCUUUUUCAUGUCUCCUAAUCCUCCAAAUCAACCGACCUCUUACUCUGCCCAGUCUUACUUAUCUGAAGUGUGUCCCAGAGGCCAGAGUGGCUCUGGUUCCUCUCCCAGAGGAGCCCAGCCUGAGCUAAUCGUCUCUGAGCGAGAGCAAGAGGAGCAUGUCUGUAAUCCUGUAGGUUUAUCAGGAGAGCGGCCUGGCCUGUCCUGACUGAUAGAUAGGAUGGAAAAGCUCCAAGCGAAGCCAGGACACAAUAGGCUAAAUACAGGAAAUCAUUUACAACAAAGCCUCAAUGACAAAGCCGCUGACCUUUAACUCUGAAAUAUUUAUCUGCAAUAAAGUCAUCAAUUGAA
Molecule: messenger RNA, 3274 nt
Organism: Xiphias gladius (swordfish)
Lineage: Eukaryota; Metazoa; Chordata; Actinopteri; Istiophoriformes; Xiphiidae
Product: glycolipid transfer protein-like
Exons: 5
Coding region: 922-1551 (209 amino acids)
Biological process (GO): ceramide transport; intermembrane lipid transfer
Cellular component (GO): membrane; cytoplasm; cytosol
Molecular function (GO): ceramide 1-phosphate binding; ceramide 1-phosphate transfer activity
Source: RefSeq, a predicted model, not a curated record